Messenger RNA from Oncorhynchus kisutch (coho salmon), 636 nucleotides. It is a transcript of the gene plac8.2, whose product is annotated as placenta associated 8, tandem duplicate 2. The record is from RefSeq and is a predicted model, not a curated record. The transcript is spliced from 5 exons. Lineage: Eukaryota; Metazoa; Chordata; Actinopteri; Salmoniformes; Salmonidae. Bases 142 to 459 code for a protein of 105 amino acids.
AAUCACCUGUCCUGAAACUGUAUAUAAUUAUGUUCCUUCCCAGUACCUUCCCUCAGUUCUCCACCUGCCGCCACCGAGGAUUCUCGCCUCUUCUUCUGAACAGUACUGUCAUUCAGCACAACUACAUCAUACCGAGAGACCAUGGCUGCCGUAACUCGACAACCAGGGAGCUACCAUCCAUCAGACUUCCAGACGGGCCUCUGCGACGUCUUCAGUGACUGUGGGACAUGUUGUUAUGGUUGGUGGUGCUUCCCUUGUCUGAGCUGUUCUAUCGCCAGUGAUAUGGAUGAGUGUUGUCUGUGUGGGCCAACCAUGGCCAUGCGCGCCAUGUACCGUACCAGAUACAACAUUAAGGGCUCCUUGUUUGGGGACUUCUGUUCUAUCUUGUGGUGUAGGGUCUGCUCUACCUGUCAGCUGAAGAGAGACAUAGAUCUGAGGAAGGAACAGGGGAUCUUUUGAGCUCAGAUGGCGCCAGAUGCCUGAAGAAAAAGAUUUGAGCUCCACUUCCAGUCUUCUGAAUUCGUUUUUGCUUUUGAGACAAGAAACAGAAAGCAAUAAAUGUCCGGUAUUCUUUUUACCAAACAUAAUUUGUCAAUAUAAAUGCUAUUAAAACGCUCCAAUGCUACAAUAGUAGGA